Messenger RNA from Argentina anserina (silverweed cinquefoil), 2202 nucleotides. Its product is annotated as L-type lectin-domain containing receptor kinase S.6. The record is from RefSeq and is a predicted model, not a curated record. Bases 44 to 2086 code for a protein of 680 amino acids. Gene Ontology annotation, biological process: protein phosphorylation; defense response to oomycetes; defense response to bacterium. Lineage: Eukaryota; Viridiplantae; Streptophyta; Magnoliopsida; Rosales; Rosaceae. Gene Ontology annotation, molecular function: ATP binding; protein kinase activity; carbohydrate binding. Gene Ontology annotation, cellular component: plasma membrane. The transcript has a single exon.
UCUCCCUUAAAGUUCAUUCAUUUACAUCUCUCUUUAAUGCACCAUGACAAUUCCCUCAUACCCAUUUGCCCUCUUCACCCUUCUCUUCGUCUUCUUCAACCUCUCACUCUCUCACCCUCUCCACCUUCCCCCUCCCUCGACCAACAUCACCCUCUCCGGCGACGCCUCCAUAACCCACAACGCCAUCAGCCUCACUCAGCCGCUCUCCACCUGCCCAAGCACCAACGCCUCCGAGUUCAGCGUCGGCCGAGCCUUCUACUCCCACCCGGUUCGGUUUCUUGACCCGGAAACCAAAGACUUCGCCUCUUUCUUGACCCGCUUCACUUUCUCGAUGACCCAGCUGUGCUCUUCCGGCGACGGCAUGGCGUUUGUGAUCACCUCCCACGUGGAGGAGGGUUUAAGCUACUCCAAAGGGUUUAUGGGUCUUCCUCAAGAUUCGUUCUUUGCUGUGGAAUUUGACACCAGCUUUGACCCUGUGAUUGAUGACAUCAAUGGGAGCCAUGUUGGGAUUGAUCUCAACACUGUUGAGUCUGUGGCUUCUGUUAAUGCAGGGAUUGAUUUGGUGGGUGGGAAGGAGGUUACUGCUUGGGUUGAGUACAGAAAUGAUCUCAAGUUGGUUCGGGUCUGGGUCGGGUAUUCGUCGGAGAAUAAGCCGCCGGGUCCGGUUAUUGUGGCCCAGAUUGACCUCUCCAAGCAGUUUAAGGAGUUGGUGUAUGUGGGGUUCUGUGCUUCUAAUGGGAAGGGGUCUUCUGCCUACAUUGUUGAGAGUUGGAGGUUCAAGACCUUUAAUGGGUCUCUGCCUUCUGUGAUUCCUAUGGAUUUCUGGGAGGAGCAGGAUUGUUUCAUGUGUGGGGAGUCGAGUUCCGACAUUAGUUAUGUUGGUGUAAAGAAAACAAAGAUGGAGAUGGAGAUUGUUUUCGGGUUGGUAGGUUUAGCUGCAUUGGUGUUGUCUCUAGUUGCGGUUUAUGUGAUUUGUUGUGUGUGUGGGAAGAAGAGGAAGGGGAGGGCGAGAAGAAGUAUACGAGGUUGUAGGGUUGAGACGAGUAGAGUGCCGACGAGUUUGUCACUGGAAGAGAUAACAUCAGCUACAAUGGGGUUUGAUAGAAGCAGAAUUGUUGGGGAAGGAGCAACAGCUAAGGUUUACAAGGGGUGUCUGUUGUCUGGUGGAGAAGUGGCAGUCAAAAGGUUUGAGAAGGCUAAUGGGCUUGAUCGCUUGCGUGGUCCUUUUACUAAUGAGUUUGCAACAAUGGCAGGGUGUUUGCGGCACAAGAAUUUGGUUCAGCUUCAUGGCUGGUGUUGUGAGGGUAAUGAGCUAGUUCUGGUGUAUGAGUUCAUGCCGAAUGGAAGCCUCAACAAAAUUCUCCACAGAAGUUUCAAUGCGGCUGUUGUCCUAUCUUGGAGGCAAAGACUUAACAUUGUUCUUGGAGUUGCAUCUGCUCUUGCGUAUCUUCAUGAGGAGUGUGAGAGGCAGAUAAUUCACAGAGAUGUUAAAACUUGUAACAUAAUGCUAGAUGCAGAGUUUAACGCUAAACUUGGGGAUUUUGGUCUAGCAGAAGUAUAUGACCACAGUUCCAUCACAAGAGAAGCGACCAUACCAGCUGGAACAAUGGGAUAUCUUGCUCCUGAAUACGUUUACUCUGGUGUUCCAACUGUUAAAACUGAUGUCUAUAGCUUUGGUGUGGUGAUGUUAGAAGUGGCAACGGGUAGAAAGCCAGUGGAGGAUGAUGGUACAGUGAUUGUUGAUUGGGUUUGGGGCCUGUGGGAAGUGGGGAAACUGAUUGAAGGUGCUGAUUCAAGGCUGGCUGGAAAGUUUGAUAAAGUCGAGAUGGAAAGGAUGCUGAUGACUGGACUUGCUUGUGUGCACCCAAACCAUGCAAAGAGGCCAACAGUUAAAGAAGCUGCAAGGAUAUUACAAGGAGAAGCGCCACUUCCUGUAUUGCCUGCAAGAAAACCUAGGGUGAGCCUUCGACCUAUCUUUCAUGAUGAUACUGAAGAAUUCCGAAACUUGUGUGCUGGUAGGUUCAGCCUUGAACUUGAUGAUGUACCAUACAUGACCCCCAAGAGCCACUUUGGCAAUGAUCAGUAGCUCAGAAACAGGCCAAUUUGGUUUCUGUAAGAUGAUAUUUUAGGUUAGCCAAUUUGUUAUAUUCAACAUCCUAUAGUACCGAAAUACUCAUUGUUUUACACAACAGGGAAUAUGUG